CUUCGGUGCAGUCGCCUACCGGCCUGCCGACGUGGCGGGGCGGAAGAGGAGCCGCUGGCUGGCACCGAGCGGAACACCAUGUCCCAGGCUGCCCCCUCUGACGCAGACGCCUCUGCAGACACCACCCAUCCACCUGGCCAAGCCCCUCACACUGAGCCCGGCUGCUGCCAGGAUGGCCCAGCGGCCUCGACACUACCCUCAGCCCCUCUGCAGCCUCCUUUGACCCCUGAGAGUCUCAGCUUCCCACAGUUCACCAAGGAGACGAGCACAGAGCACACCGCCACCGAGACUGGCACCUCAGAGGGUUCGGCCGACCAACCAGCGCGUGGGGCUGAGGGUCAGGUGAUCGAAUGUGACCAACCGGUGAGCCUGGAGCCGGACACAGAGGCUGCAGAGGAGGAUGUGGAGAGGUCACUUCAGGAGAAAGAAAAAGGCUGGGGAGGUUGGAGUUCAUGGGGAAAAUCUCUACUUAGCAGUGCCACCUCCACUGUGGGUCAGAGCCUGACCUCAGUUAAGGUGAAGGCAGGAGAGGCUCUUCGUCUCCAAAGGACCUCAGUAGGAGAGGAGGCACAGGAAGAGGAGGAGGGAGCAGAAGUGAAGAGAGAGGGAGGAGGUGAAAGUGGAGAGGCUGACUUCUCCAGCUCAGAGGAGUCUCCUUCUGCGAGUGCAGCAGCUUCUAGCAGAGGUGUUUUCUCUACAAUCACCCACGCUGUGCAGAACACAGGUAAGUCAGUGAUCAGUGGAGGUCUGGAUGCCUUGGAGUUCAUUGGAAAAAAGACCAUGACUGUUCUUGCUGAGAGUGACCCGGGUUUCAAAAAGACCAAGACCCUGAUGCAGAAGACUGCAUCACUGAGUCAGAUGUUGAAGGAAGCCAAGGAGAAGGAGCGGGCGCGUCUGAGCAACCAGCCGAUCAGUGCGCCCACAGCUCACUAUGGUAUUCUGUUUGACGACUACCAGGGCUUAUCACACCUUGAGGCCCUGGAGAUUUUGUCCAAUGAGAGUGAGGCCAAGGUUCAAGCAUUCCUCUAUUCCCUGGGGGAAGAAGAGCAGGACGAGGUGAAGAAGGAGCUGAUUUUAAUCAGAGAUAUUUUCAUCAAGCGAGAGGAAGAGGAGGAGGGAGGAGAGGAAGAAGGAGGAGGAGGACAGACGAAGGAUAACGGUGAUCUAAGUUCCCAAUUACAGUGUUCUACCCCCCUGUUGUUUCUGCCAGCUGCUGAUGGCGAGGAGUUUGUGAGUGUUCUCACUGAGCUGCUGUUUGAGCUUCAUGUCGCUGCCACGCCGGACAAACUCAACAAGGCUCGGAUGAGGGCCCAUGAUUGGGUGAGCGAGGUGGAACAGCCUGUCACUACGGAGACAGUUGGCAGGGAAACGCAGGACCAGCAGGGGGGAGAGGCCUCGCCUGUAGAGAACGAAAAGGAGGAGAAGAAGAAAGAUGGAGAGGAGCAGGGGGAGGAGAUAAAGGGAGGAGAGGAGGAAAAGAAGGAGACAGAGAACGACCCCAGAUCUGUAGAGGCUGUCUACCUGUCAUCAGUAGGGAGUCUGGCAGAAGUGACGGCUCGCAGUAUCGAGCAGCUCCACAAGGUGGCAGAGCUCAUCCUCCAUGGCCAGGAGUUAGAGAAACCAGCCAGAGAGCAGGCACACAUCCUCACCAGGUUGACAUGUGCCAUGUGUAAGGAGGUGGAGUGUUUGGCCAAGAAGUUCUCUGAUAUGCUGCUUCUUGUUGGGGGCCAGAGGAAAGCAGAGGAGUUGAAUCCACUGGUAGACAGUGUGCUGCUAGAGGGCUCCAACAGUACAAACUACAUCCAGAAUGCAUUUCAGCUGCUGCUUCCUGUCCUGCAGAUCUCCCACAUCCAGAGCCAACACUGCCGACCCACCACAGAACCAGCUGUGCAGACACAGCACUAACACACACACACACACACACACACACACACACACACACACACACACACACACACACACACACAUGCUACCUGCUCACCCGCUUGUCUUAAUAUAUCUGUUGUUGUACAGUGAAAUCUAGAGAUUAGAUUAUUCCAGAUUAAGUGCUUAUAUCUACAUUAAGUGCCACAGCAACAGGCAGAAGAUGUUGUUUAUAUAUGCAGAAUAUAAUCUUGAAGAUAACAGUUUAAUUAACAGAUACAAUUAGAAAUGACCCACAUGCAGGUUGUAUGUGCAUUUCUUCCACCUUGUAUCUCUGAAUGUUAUUUUGUCUCUGUACGCAGUUGAUAUUUUGCUUUGAGGAACCAAACCGUGUUCAGAGCUCAUUCAAGAUCAGCUGUGACUAACAAGCAAAGAUGUUUCUCUACCAUCUCCAAAAUACUGAACCAAAAACAAAACAAAACGUAACUGAUUGUGUUGAAGGGACUCUACAUUAAUGUAUGUUAAGCUGUCUUUGCACUCCUUAUGCUCCAUUGUUAUUUUAACAGAAAGUACUUUGAAUAACACUAGUGAAAUGUCUGUUUUGCUGAAUUGUUUUAAUCUGGUUUGAGACAAAAUGCCAGUAUUAGUGAUGAUACACCACAAUUUUUGCUUGUUUGUUGUUUUUUUUUUUACCUUAAAUUAUAUGAAGCAACACUACCUUAUAUUUCACUCCUAUCCAGUUUUCAAAUCAACUGAUCAAUCAGAAAAAAAUGUAUCUUAUACUUUGAAUUAGAAAACAUUUAGUUGUUCUUCUCCCUUCUUGUGUACUCUGAAGGCUUUAUGUAGGGGAAUUCACAUCUAAUUUUGUUUAGUCGUGCUGCUAUACUUAAAAGAAUAAUUUGACAUUUUGGGAAAAAAGCAAAUAAGCGCGUUUCCCGACUUGAAGAAGGCUUUAGCCAAAAAAUGUAGGUGUGUUUUUAUUUUCUCUUGGCCUCUCGAAUAAAGCUUUUAAUAUUGUUUUGCCAGGAUCCCUAGAUUUCUAAAGUUCUUCACCCCCAGAGGCAAAUAUAUCAACCAUUUUCCACUUUCCACAUGUGGAGUUUCAGCAGCAAUCCCAAGAUGCUCACAGUGCAUCUGUUUUUUAAUAUCCAGCGUGAAAUUGACUCUUAGCUUACAGCCCGUAGUUAUUUCGACCUCUGUAAGAUAAAGUACUCUCUUCCCCUUAUUUACUUCUCCUUCUCCUCUUUUAGAGACACACUGAUACAGACGCGAAGGCUAUUAAGCAAAGAAAGUUUUAGUCAAUCCUGUCAUCAUGUUUUGGCUCCUUGCAGCUAUAGCCAGAUGGGGUAAGGCUGUUUAUCCGCUGUGCUUCUGCCUUAGAAUACAAAAUGAUUUAUAAUGCAAGCUGGAAAAUGUCUGGGGGCAAGUCAUUUAUUUAACUUUGGACACUUUACUAAUGUGUUGAGACUGCCCUCUAAUAAAAUGCCCUAAGACUGUUUGAGGAUGAGAUGUUGAAA
This is a messenger RNA of Xiphias gladius (swordfish), 3380 nucleotides long. RefSeq names its product family with sequence similarity 114 member A1 (gene fam114a1). The record is from RefSeq and is a predicted model, not a curated record. NCBI's taxonomy places the organism in Eukaryota, Metazoa, Chordata, Actinopteri, Istiophoriformes, Xiphiidae. The transcript has 13 exons. Bases 79 to 1905 code for a protein of 608 amino acids.